Molecule: messenger RNA, 3251 nt
Organism: Rattus rattus (black rat)
Lineage: Eukaryota; Metazoa; Chordata; Mammalia; Rodentia; Muridae
Gene: Tmem170a
Product: transmembrane protein 170A
Exons: 3
Coding region: 83-448 (121 amino acids)
Biological process (GO): endoplasmic reticulum tubular network organization
Cellular component (GO): endoplasmic reticulum membrane
Source: RefSeq, a predicted model, not a curated record
AAGGAGAGGGCCGGCCAAAGGUGACGCUGUGGCUGUGGAGGUGCGGUGCUCCGCGGCGCUCCGGGCGGUGGAUGGCGGCGGAAUGGAGCGCGAGGGGAGCGGUGGUGGCGGCGGCUCAGCCGGGCUCCUGCAGCAGAUCCUCAGCCUGAAGCUCGUGCCGCGGGUGGGCAACGGGACCCUGUGCCCCAACUCUACUUCGCUCUGCUCCUUCCCAGAGAUGUGGUAUGGUGUGUUCCUGUGGGCACUGAUGUCUUCUGUGUUCUUUCAUGUCCCUGCUGGACUGCUGGCCCUCUUCACCCUCAGACAUCACAAAUAUGGUGCAGCAAUUGCUGGGGUCUACCGAGCAGCAGGGAAGGAGAUGAUCCCCUUUGAAGCCCUCACCCUGGGCACCGGGCAGACCUUCUGUGUCGUGGUAGUCUCUUUCUUACGGGUUUUAGCUACUCUAUAGCAUACGCUCUUUGACUGUGAUGUCAUCCCUGAGUUUUAGACUCCUCAAAAGGAGUGGACAGUGUCAUGGUCUCUUCAUCCCUCAAAUGGAAGCCACUAGGAGGCCUGAGAGUGUGAAGACCACCACAGCCCUUUCUUCUAGUCGGAGCUCCAGAAAUUGAAGACCCCUGUGGACACCCACCAUUCUCAGCCAAAACAAGUUCCUUGGCUUUCCUUCUUUUGUGGCACCUUAAGGAGAUGUACAGGCACACGCCAUCACCUAAGCCAGCGAUGCCUGGGAGUCGCCAUCCUUCCUUUGCAAAGAUGUAUCAUCGUUUCCCGGCAACGGUGGAGAAUGCUGCUGAUUUCUGGGGGGCAGGCCGCACUGUGCGGAAGGCUUAGCGGUCCUGGCCGUAAAGCCACACUGGUUUGGGUUGGUUCAGAACAAACUGGUGGAAUGUAACGGGCAGAGAGCUGAAGUAGAGUUCAAAGCAACAGCUUUGGUUCCGCUCUCCAAAGUAGGUGACCACUGAGAAUGUGACUUGUCAUGGGUAACUGUCUUGACCUCUGAUUAUUUAAUAUAUUUCCAGAGAUGUGAAUUUUUCAUUUGAUCAAAAUAAGCUAGCUAAUUGAGGUUUGGGUUUUUAUCGUCGUUGUUUUGUUUUGUUUUGUUUUUUAAGACAUGACGUCUCGCUUUGUGGCCCAGGCUGAUCCAAACUCCUGGGUUCAAGGCGUCCUCCUGCCUCAGCCUCCUGAGUAGCUGGGACAGUAGGCAUCACUGUCAUGCCUAAUUGAGGUUCUUUUUCCCAAAGAAUGUUCAUGAUACUUUGUCAUCUUUAACACUCCCCAUUUUACUUACCGUCCCUGAAAACACUCAGACUUUCUUAAGUGGUUUGACUUGAACUUCACAGCCGGGUCGGUUAGGGUGCACUUCGGACCCUCAGGCACAGAUGAGAAGAUACUUGCAGGAUUCUGCUGGAGUCUGUCGUGGUGGUUUCUGUUGAUUUGCUGAGUCUGUGCUCCCGCAGUGUUGCUGAAGGAGUUAACGGGUAUUGGAUUUCCCCUUACUGUGUUUACCUAGCAGUGGCUCCUUGGCCCGCUCUUGCAGUGUUUGAGUAUCCACUCCCAAAAAGUGCCUAAACCAUCCUCUUCAGACACUAUCUUAUUUUUCUUCAAGAGAAUUUGUAUCCUUAAAGAGCAGUAGUAGUAGUAGUUUUUUAAACGCGAUUUUAGCUAUUUUAAUUUUUAAACUCUAUUGCCUAACUUGGUUUUUCCUUAAAAGGGCCUCCAAACUGUGACCUUCAGAAGGGAAAGUUGGUGCAGAACUUAAAGCACCUUUCAUCUUUUCAAUGGUUUUAUAUAAACUGCAAAAAAAUACAACAGCCCUGUUGUUACCUGCUUUCAAAGUAGCUUCUGGUCAUUAACUGACAUUUUUUAAAGAAAAUUUUCAUUGUGAGAUUAAGGCUCAAAACCUAUGAGGAAAUAAAUUUAUCUUAAAGCAAUACGCUCUCAGCUUCUGGUUAACUAGUAGCCAGGAGGGGCUGGCAGGAUCGUUCAGCACGAACGGUUCUCAGGAUCCACGUGGUGGAAGGAGAGAGCCAACUCCUGCCUUUGUCUCUGCUGUCCACAUGCUGUUCGCAUACACAGGAAAAUAAAUAAAUGUGACUAGAAUUUCUUUUUAAGUAGCCAAGAGGACCUCUGUGGGCACUUGCACCUGUAUACACAUACUUCUAGUCCCCAUGUACACAUGAUUUUAAAAUUUGAUAAAAUAGCCAGGCGGAUCAAUUUGCCCCAUAAUGGCAUCAGGGGAAGUUGCAGGGAUGGCUCCCAAAAUAAUUGGCUCUUUCUUUUGGCCACCACUUCAAAACUACAGUGACUCAUCGAAUUGGUGGGCAACUAAAAUGCAAUGAAUGGCUCUUCAUAUUCCCCAGCAAAAAGUGCAAAUCUUUCCUCCAACAAAAGAUUUCCAUUUUCAGUCUGAGGGACUUUGAAUCUGGAAAACAUCCUUUCAGCCGGAGAAACUGGAAUAUGGUACCCGGCCUUGUGGGAGCUGGUGGCAUCACUAGAAGGCUGCCCUGUAUUACCAAGCAGCCUUGGGGAUGUAAUUUUAUACCUUAAGCACAUAGGUGAGUUGGUGGUUGGCUGUUCCCCUGAAAACAUAACUCGUGAACAUAUUCAUCCAUGAUUAGAAUGUUAGGUUAUUUGUAUUUACAACCAAGACAUAAAAGUUAGGGUGUUUUUGUUUCCAUACAUUUCAUCAGCUUUAAAAACAAACACUUGAAAUGUAUCUCCAGAUUACAUCUAUCCCAAUGUGUGUGAAGCAUCCUUUUUUUCCUGGUUUUUCCAGACAGGGUUUCUCUGUGUAAUAGCCUUUGCUGUCCUGGACCCACAUUGUGGACCAGGCUGGCUGACCUCGAACUCACACAGAUCCACUUGCCUCUGCCUCCCAAGUAUGCGUGCACCACCAAGUGGACUGUGUGAAGCAUUCUUUUGUGGAUGAAUGUACAUGGAUUCUAUAGACUGAGCUCUGUGGCUUGACGUGUUUUCAUUUCAAUGCUAAAGAGUGCAUUCCACUUGGAUCUCUGUUUCUCUUCCUCCCCUUGUCUCAAACUCCAGUUAUUUGCCACGGUUUCUGUUAAACACAUCACCUUGAGGGAUUCCUCCCUGAAAGGACGUUCUUGUCUCUGAUUCCUGCAUGUUUCCCCCUCUCAUCCUCUCUUAAGUCCUGAGAUAAGAAAGCAACCUGCGGGGUUGGGGAUUUAGCUCAGUGGUAGAGUGCUUGCCUAGCAAGCAAGGCCUGAGUUCGGUCCCCAGCUCCGGAAAAA